AUGGGUUCUGAGCGGGAUAACUAUGAGACUCUUCUCAAUCUUAAGAUCCCAUUCUCGCAACCGCCCUUCAGUUUUUUAUUUGCAAUUCAUACAGACGCUUUGAAUUUACCGCCACUUUACCAACCAUUCAAGGGAUCACAUUUAGACAAUUGGCCACGUUAUGUUGAAACUACGCUCCCAGUUGCAUCUCAUACUCCCACUUAUUAUGCUUUAGAUUGUGAAAUGGUCCAAAUGGAUGAUCUUUCCAAACAAGUUGGUCGUGUUUCAUUAGUUAACGCUCUUGGUGAAGUUGUCAUUGACCUUAUCGUUAGACCAGAUGGGUAUGUCAAAGAUUCCUUAUAUAGGUGGAGUGGGUUGACUAAGGCUGAUGUUUUGAAAUCUCCAUACAGAUUAAAAGAUGUUCAGAGAGAAAUGUUGUCCAUUGUUAAAGCUUCUGACUUCAUUAUCGGUCAUUCUGUUCAUUAUGAUUUACACGCGCUACAAUUGAAACAUCCAUUGGUUGUUGAUACCGCUGCUGUUUACUUUGAGCUUGGUAGAAAUGGAAAUCCUCCUGCCUUGAGAUAUCUAUCCAAAGACUUAUUGAAUAAGACCAUUCAACAAGGGUCCCAUAGCUCUGUGGAAGAUGCCAAAAUCACAUUGGAAUUGAUGAAACUAAAAUUUUAA
This is a messenger RNA of Hansenula ciferrii, 663 nucleotides long. RefSeq names its product Small RNA degrading nuclease. Gene Ontology annotation, molecular function: nucleic acid binding; exonuclease activity. The record is from RefSeq and is a predicted model, not a curated record. Lineage: Eukaryota; Fungi; Ascomycota; Saccharomycetes; Phaffomycetales; Wickerhamomycetaceae. The transcript has a single exon. The coding region runs from base 1 to 663 and encodes 220 amino acids. Gene Ontology annotation, cellular component: nucleus.